Molecule: messenger RNA, 1383 nt
Organism: Erythranthe guttata (spotted monkey flower)
Lineage: Eukaryota; Viridiplantae; Streptophyta; Magnoliopsida; Lamiales; Phrymaceae
Product: L-ascorbate peroxidase 1, cytosolic
Biological process (GO): cellular response to oxidative stress; response to reactive oxygen species; hydrogen peroxide catabolic process
Cellular component (GO): chloroplast
Molecular function (GO): heme binding; peroxidase activity
Source: RefSeq, a predicted model, not a curated record
AAUUAUGAGUACGAGAAGUUCGGCCCAGAGAUGCCGAACCGAUCCAAUAACUUUUUAGAAAAAGAAAUCGGGAAUAUUUAGAUUUCGAAACAAGAAACAUUUACAUUAUUCGAAAAUCAGAAACUAUCUAAUUGAAAUCGGCAGUAAUAAAAAUUUAUUUCCGAUUUUACCUACAAAGCCAUCCAAUUUUUUUAAUUUCCGCCACCUUAUAAAGUAAUAAAACUGACAAAAUAUUCACCAGAUUUAUGUACCAAUAAAAAUAGUCAAAAGCAAAAUAUCCAAUCGUAGCCGUCGAUUCUCUAAACACAAUGCCAGCCUCACGAUUGUUCCGAUCCAACGGCUUCACAUUAAUCUCCAAUAAAACUCUCUCUCCAUCUCCUCACUCUUUCCCUAUAUAUAUGAAACGCCACAUUUCACCUAUUCACCUCACUCUGCUUGUGCUCUGCUCUCUACGCACUCGCAAAAUACAGUUCCAUACAGUUUUAUCUCUACAUUUUUCGAUCUCUCCAUUUUUUUUCAUCAGAAAGAGGUGAAGAUGGUGAAGAAUUACCCAGCUGUGAGUGAAGAGUACCUGAAGGCUGUAGAUAAAUGUAAGAAGAAGCUCAGAGGGUUUAUCGCUGAGAAGAACUGCGCUCCUCUCAUGCUCCGCCUUGCGUGGCACUCUGCUGGUACAUUUGACCAAGGCAGCAAAACCGGAGGUCCAUUUGGGACAAUGAGAUUCAAAGCUGAGCAGGGACACGGUGCUAACAAUGGUAUCCACAUUGCUAUUAAUCUUUUGGAGCCCAUCAAGGAACAGUUCCCCAUACUUUCUUAUGCCGAUUUCUAUCAGUUGGCUGGUGUUGUUGCUGUUGAAAUAACUGGAGGGCCUGAAGUUCCAUUUCACCCUGGGAGGCAGGACAAGGAGGAGCCCCCUAUUGAAGGCCGCUUGCCUGAUGCUACCAAGGGAUGUGACCACUUGAGGGAUGUUUUCGGGAAACAAAUGGGUCUGAGCGAUCAGGAUAUUGUAGCACUCUCUGGUGGCCACACUCUGGGAAGAUGCCACAAGGAACGUUCGGGAUUUGAUGGACCAUGGACUCCUAAUCCUCUCAUUUUCGAUAAUUCUUACUUUACGGUGCUUUUAGGUGGAGAUAAAGAAGGUCUUUUGAUGUUGCCAUCAGACAAGGCACUUCUCUCCGAUCCUGUCUUCCGCCCCCUUGUUGAGAAAUACGCUGCGGAUGAGGAUGCUUUCUUUGCCGAUUAUGCUGUGGCUCACAUGAAGCUAUCCGAGUUGGGAUUUGCAGAAGCCUAAGCUACAGAGUAGUGAUGGAUGUCCCGGCGGAUCGUUCUUUCAUGUUUUUUCUUUUUGAUAGUCUCUUUUUUCUCUUCGAAUUUCGACAUUGUCAA